UUCAUUCUGCACCCGGCUUCUCAUAGCAGACAGCAUGCUGUGGGUCCUGUCAGCCCUGUUGGUGCUGUUUGGCUGCUUUGACGUGUGGUACUUCCUGAGGGGGGCAUGGGUCGUAAUAAAAUGUGCACUCCAGGAACCGGUCAGAGAUGUGCUGGCUGAGCAGGUCAUCCAUAGCCGAGUGCUUCCGCAGGACCUGGACUUCAUGGGCCACAUGAACAACGCCCGUUACCUGAGGGAGUGCGAUAUGGGCAGGGUUGCCUUCUACACCCGCAACGGGAUCUUCAAGGCCUCCCGUGUGCUGAAGGCCACAAUGGUCAUUGGAGCCUCGACCAUCCGCUACCGGCGCUCACUCGCAUUUGGGGAGGCCUUUGAGCUGCGUACCCGCAUCGUCGCCUGGGAUGAAAAGUCCUUCUAUGUGGAGCAGAGAUUCGUCUCCAAAUCAGACGGCUUCAUCUCUGCAGUGAUGCUGUGCAGGCAAAACGUCCUUCGUAGCUCUCCAGACAAGAUUUUGGAGUUCCUCUGCAAGAGAAAGGUGGAAUGCCCUGAUAUCCCAGAGGACCUUCAGCAGUGGAUCAAGUUCAUCUCAGCUAGCAGUCAGGCACUGAGAGCAGAGAGUGGAUUGGAGGACAAGACCAAGUGAUUUCAGAUAGGGACCAUAUAUUCUUUAUCAAGCACAUUUGCCCUAGUUCUUAUUUAUGUGAUGUGAGAUACCUUAAAAGAACAUAUAAUCUUGAAAAAAAAGGCAUUUCUAGUUCUGAAUGUGUACACCCAGCUUAAAAUGUAGAGUCGUCCAUUCGCCCAUGCAUAUCUAAAACCUGUACCUGAUAUUUAUAGAGUGCGUAUUAUAACUUUAUGUAGAAAAACGGUACCUUAAAGCACUUUGAGGUCUUUGCAUUCAACUUGAUUUUCGUUACUUAUACAACCAUGUUUUCACAUAAAUUGGAACACUGUGGAGAAUGUGGAUAAAAAUAGAAUGUAAUGCUGUGAAAAUAGUACAAAGACAACAUAUCAAAUUGUAAAAAAUACGCCUUUUUUAAAUCUGAUGCCAGCAACACAUUUAAAAAUGUUGGGAUGGGAGAAAAAAGGUUGGUAAAGUUGUUUCAUGCUAAAAUAAAACCUGGCGAUUAAUUGGGAACAGGUCAGUAAUAAGAUUGGGUAUAAAAAGAGCCUCUCAGAGUCUUUCAGAAGUAAAGAUGAGGACGGGUUUACCAUUCUAUGAAAGACCGUGCAGGUUAAUAGUGCCACAAUUCAAGAAUAAUGUUUCUCAGUGUAAAAUAGCAAAGAAAUUGGGGAUUUCAUCAUCUACAGUACAGAAUAUCAUUAAAAGAUUCA
Colossoma macropomum (tambaqui) is the source of this 1332-nucleotide messenger RNA. Its product is annotated as protein THEM6. The transcript is spliced from 3 exons. Lineage: Eukaryota; Metazoa; Chordata; Actinopteri; Characiformes; Serrasalmidae. The coding region runs from base 35 to 640 and encodes 201 amino acids. The record is from RefSeq and is a predicted model, not a curated record.